Uranotaenia lowii is the source of this 1506-nucleotide messenger RNA. Its product is annotated as glucose dehydrogenase [FAD, quinone]-like. Lineage: Eukaryota; Metazoa; Arthropoda; Insecta; Diptera; Culicidae. The transcript has a single exon. Gene Ontology annotation, molecular function: flavin adenine dinucleotide binding; ecdysone oxidase activity. The record is from RefSeq and is a predicted model, not a curated record. The coding region runs from base 21 to 1472 and encodes 483 amino acids.
CGUACUUUCCUCGAGGAAAAAUGCUCGGAGGAUCCACUUCCAUGAACCAGAUGGUUUAUACACGUGGAAAUCGCCAGAACUAUGAUCGUUGGGCGCAAUUGGGAAACGAAGGCUGGAGUUGGGAUGAAGUGCUGCCGUAUUUCAUCAAAUCUGAAAAUAAUAAGGCUGCUGAAGUUGUCAACGCUUAUGGAGAAGGCUAUCAUGGAGUAGGAGGUUAUCAGAGUGUCGAUUUCAUGCCGGAGUCAUUGCCUUAUGACUCGAUACUGAUGGAGGCUUACCGAGAAGCAGGCUUCAAGAAGUUGAUUGACUAUAACUCAGUCGAGCACAUAGGAUAUGUUUGGAUGCAAUAUACUAUCGAAGGAGCGACAAGAGCUAGUAGCGCUAAAUCGUUCCUUACUCCUGUGAAACAUCGGCAGAAUUUACAUAUCAUAAAGAAUGCUUUCGUAACCUCAUUGCAUUUUGACCCAAGCGAGACGGUUCGAGGAGUCAACGUAGUUGUACAGGGAAAAUAUGAAAUGCAGGCCUUAGCACGAAAAGAAGUAAUUUUGUCGGCUGGUGCCUUCAACACCCCUCAAAUUCUCAUGCUGUCAGGGAUCGGUAGGAGUGAGCAGUUAGAUACUUUCAACAUCCCUCUUAAGAAAGAGUUGAGCGUGGGUUAUAAUUUACAAGAUCAUGUUUACGUACCGCUGUUUUUCGGUUUGGAUCCGGUUACGAAUAAUGAAAACAGAAAUAGUAAAACAUUAUUAAACCUUUUCGAUUUCACUUUCUAUAACCGAAGUCAGCUGAUAAUUUUUGAUAGAGUCAGGAAUGUGAUGGCGUUCGAGAACACAAAAAGUAAUGUGGAAAUGUUUCCGAACGUCCAAUACUUCAAUACAUUUUUCCCCAGAGGGGAUCUUAGUGCGUUACAAUUCUUCGAAGUUCACGAAUACGAGUCAUACUUAGCAGACUCAAUGAGAGAUUACUUAAUAAAUCAAGAUAUUGCUGGGGUUCUUAUUUCAGGACUCACUCCUAAAUCACGAGGUAGUCUAAAGAUCGUCUCAACCAAUCCUUACGAUCACCUUUCAAUAGAAACGGGUUACUUUACAGAACCGGAAGAUAUUGAACCGUUUAUCGAAGGAAUACGUAAUCAGCAAAGACUGUUCAAAACGCCAACUUUUCAACGAUUCCAAGCCAAGGUUAUCAAACUUAAUAUACCAGGCUGUGAUCGAUUUACCUUUGACACAGAUCAAUACUGGAAAUGUUAUGUGAGACACAUGAGCACAUCAACCUACCAUCCAUCUGGAACGGCCAAAAUGGGUCCCGGCUCAGAUCCGGAUGCUGUGGUUGAUUCGCAGCUCCGAGUUCACGGUGUCAAAGGAUUGCGAGUAAUCGAUGCAAGUAUAUUUCCGAUAAUUACUAGUGGCAAUACCAAUGCUCCAACAAUGAUGGUCGCCGAGAAAGGAUCAGAUAUGAUUAAACUAGCCUAUUCGUAACAGUAGAAAUUUAUUUUGUUCUCAAAUAGAAUCA